Oreochromis niloticus (Nile tilapia) is the source of this 1823-nucleotide messenger RNA. RefSeq names its product carcinoembryonic antigen-related cell adhesion molecule 20. Gene Ontology annotation, molecular function: integrin binding. Gene Ontology annotation, biological process: cell adhesion. The transcript has 5 exons. The record is from RefSeq and is a predicted model, not a curated record. Bases 85 to 1116 code for a protein of 343 amino acids. NCBI's taxonomy places the organism in Eukaryota, Metazoa, Chordata, Actinopteri, Cichliformes, Cichlidae.
ACACACACACACACAGUAACAGUUCCUUUAAAUUUCAGACCUGAGCUGAUCAGCUUCACUUUUAGAUGACACCAGCUGAACAUCAUGUUUUGCUGUUGCAUAUUUUUGGCUGUUUCUUUGCUGCAUUCUCUGUGUCUCUUCCAUGUGUCAGGCUACGAUCGUAGCUGCACAGAGUAUCCUGUGUUCACUCCAUCUGCACUGAUAGUGAAGUACGGUGACCCAGCCAAUGUUACAUGUGUUGUAUGUCAGAAGGACUGCAGUGGAGAUGUUUUUGGUUUGGAGCACGCUGUGGGAAAAGUUACACAAAAUGGAACCACGAUGUUCUGGACGGUUGACAGACUGACUGAAUGGGACACAUAUCUCAUGUGUUAUUAUAACAAUGAUGCUGGUGAUCAGUGUGGUAGCACUGUGGAUAUAACCAUCUAUCAGCCUCCAGAAAGUGUCUCCUUCAGCUUUGUAAACCACACUGGGAUGAUGUUUGAGAAUCAGCUGUACACCCUGCAGUGUAGCGUACAGAACGUAGCUCCUGUUCAAAACCUCACUGUGACCUUCUACAGAGGAAACACAGCACUGGGUCACCUACAGUCCAACAGUGAAGAGAAGAAACCAGUGAAUGAGACCUUUACUCUGAACAUUGCCUCCAGUAGAGAAGAUGAUGGAGCCCAGUACUGGUGUGAAGCCAAGCUGGAGCUGGGACCAGCUGGACCACAGCGCCCUCCAGUGGUGACAUCAGAAAAACUCCCUGCUAUAGUUCACUAUGGACCUGAGCUAAUAGGGCCACCAAAUCCAGAUGUGAUCACAAUCACAGAAGGAGACACUCUACACCUGAACUGCUCCUCUGUGGGAAAACCUAGGCCCUCAUACACCUGGACACUUCCAACAAAUAGUCCUUCCUACAGUGGCAGCGUUCUCACUAUUAAAUCUGUCGGCUUUGAGCAUGAAGGACAGUAUAUCUGCACUGUGAGCAACACAGUAGGGACUGUCACCAAGGAGUUUAACAUUGAUGUACAAGCUUCCCCCUUGAUACGGAUAAUAGUUGGGGUAUCUGCAGCUGUUCUGUUUGUCUUCAUACUUUGUGUGCUAUGUUUUCGUUCCUAUAAACAAAACCGAAAGUGAAGCUACAACCUAAAGGAUGUUUUAAGGUUCCCUAAGCGCACUGCCUUGCCUCUGCAAAACUGCGAGAAUGUCUGAACUGUGGACAAACAGUCUGGAGCUGUUUCUUCGACAUUAGGUGCUGCCUAAUUCUUCAAGUGAACUUGCCAAGUUUGACAUCAUCCCGGUUUGAUUGAGGUAGUAGUUACCUUCCUCUACUGAUGACAUCUGAUGACACCAAACAACAAAAAUGACAGCAUGAAAUGAAGACUUUAAGUGACAUGACCAGUGACCUAAAUACUGAGUGGAAAAAAAGCUCCUUCCUCUUUUUUGAAGCUUCUGCUUUCAGGGUACUGUAACACAGUCAGCAGCAGUUUUGCACUCAUUUCCUGUAAACAUGCUGCCUUAAAUCACAGGUCUUGGGUUGUAGCUUUUAAUGAGUGAUCUCUAUAUUUCAUUGUACUGAGUGUGGAAUUAAAAGGCCCUGUGUCGAUACAGACUGAAAACACAGGAUGUCACCAGCUUUUUCCACCAGUGACCCUACUCUGUAACUUUAUGUGGUCUACCACUUUAUGGCCUAUUUGCUAGGGUUCCUAAAAUCACUUCCACUUUGGUAGAGCUGAUGGUGGAAUUGGAAGGAAGACAAACUGAUGUGCUGAAUCGGUGGCAAAGAUUAAGAGGUGUGGCCCAAUACUUUUGACCGAAGGGUGCAGGUUAUACCCCCCCCCCCC